This is a messenger RNA of Chlorella variabilis, 498 nucleotides long. RefSeq lists its product as hypothetical. The transcript is spliced from 2 exons. The coding region runs from base 1 to 498 and encodes 165 amino acids. Lineage: Eukaryota; Viridiplantae; Chlorophyta; Trebouxiophyceae; Chlorellales; Chlorellaceae. The record is from RefSeq and is a predicted model, not a curated record.
AUGGCCCACAAGCUCAUGAUGUGGGGCGCCAUAGAGGACGACGGCACGCUGCUGGCAGCAGGGCAGCUGCGCACUACGCCAGCAUACUCCGGCACAGGAUACGUGUACCUGGAAGCCGACACCAUCCCAAAGCGGCUGCAGCAGAUAGUGGACAACUUCAACGCGGUCGAAAGCUCCACCGACGCCGUGCCAAGCCACCUUGCAGCGGAGCUGUUGUACCGCUUUGUCACGCUGCAUCCAUUCAAGAACGGCAACGGGCGCAUGGGCAGGCUGCUGGCAGCUUAUGCGGCACGCGCAGCGGGCGUGCCCUUCAUGCUGCACUUGUCCAACGGGCACAGCAAAGCGCCCCAGCACUACCAGCAGGUGUUGCGCCAUGCCGACAAUCACGCGCGAGACACCUCGAGCCUGCAGAGCUUCAUCCUGGAGUGCAUGCAUUUGCAGUGGCAGAACGCAGUGACGUACGCAGGAUUGCCUGUGCAGGAUGCUGCUGCCCGGUGA